Messenger RNA from Helobdella robusta, 333 nucleotides. RefSeq lists its product as hypothetical. The record is from RefSeq and is a predicted model, not a curated record. Gene Ontology annotation, biological process: negative regulation of canonical Wnt signaling pathway. Bases 1 to 333 code for a protein of 110 amino acids. The transcript is spliced from 2 exons. NCBI's taxonomy places the organism in Eukaryota, Metazoa, Annelida, Clitellata, Rhynchobdellida, Glossiphoniidae.
AUGACAGCAACAUCGACGACAGCAGUGAAUCAGACGACGACGUCGACGAAGUCUUCAUCGUCGUCGUCUUCGGUCGUGGGUGUGAACAGUACGGUCGUUGGCUACUAUUUUUGCGAUGAGUCCAUACCCUACAGGACUACGGUGCCCGGGCGGCGAGUGACCCUUGGUCAGUUCAAGCAGCUCAUCAAUAAGAAGGGAAAUUUUAGGUACUUCUUCAAGACCGCCUGCUCGGAUUUCGACGACGGUGUCGUGCACGAGGAGGUAACUGACGACGACCAAAUCGUCCCCAUGUGGGAGAAUAAAAUACUCUGCAGGGUCAAACUCACCAAGUGA